AAUAUUCAUUUUUAAAGGCUGGAAUGGAUGGAUUUAGAAAAAAGUACUAUAUUAUUUCCUCAUGAAAUUAAGAAAAAAAUAUACAUUUUGCCUGAUGCUUCUAAUGAUUUAACCUCAGUAACGUUUCAAAUCAUUAAAGAAGAUCAUACUUUAGCAAAUGCUCUUAGAUAUAUAAUUAUGAAGAAUCCUGAUGUUGAAUUUUGUGGGUAUUCUAUUCCUCAUCCAUCUGAACCUAAACUUAAUUUUCGAAUUCAAACAUAUAGAAAAGUUUCUGCUGUUGAUGUUUUUCUUAAAGGACUGGAUGAUUUAAUAGCUCUUUGUGAUCAUGUUGCAGAUACUUUUCAAAAAGAAAUAAGAUUUAGCAAUAGUAAAGAAUAUAAAAGAGUAAAUUAA
Pneumocystis murina B123 is the source of this 393-nucleotide messenger RNA. Its product is annotated as DNA-directed RNA polymerase I and III subunit RPAC2. Gene Ontology annotation, cellular component: RNA polymerase I complex; RNA polymerase III complex. Gene Ontology annotation, biological process: DNA-templated transcription. The transcript has 4 exons. The record is from RefSeq and is a predicted model, not a curated record. Lineage: Eukaryota; Fungi; Ascomycota; Pneumocystomycetes; Pneumocystales; Pneumocystaceae. Gene Ontology annotation, molecular function: DNA binding; protein dimerization activity; DNA-directed RNA polymerase activity. Bases 28 to 393 code for a protein of 121 amino acids.